AUGACAAAAUACGACAAGCAAGGUGUUCCUAACUUAAGUUUUCAUAAUCCAAUGGGAAUAACACUCUACCCGAAGGGUUUGUACACGUACGCAAUGGGAAACACUCCAGCCCGAGAUAUCACUGAAGUGUUGGGCACAUCGAACGACAAACAGGUAGACGUAUUGCUUCUAGCAUGCGGUGAUGUUAGAAAUUUUUUAUGCAGUUUGUCUGAACUAUCCCUAAGAAAACCGCACGAGCGUCCGAAGAGUUUAAGUUUCCAUUUGAAUGAUUAUGAUCCGUCAGUGAUUGCUCGCAAUGCUGUCCUCAUAGAAGUUGCUAGUGCGAUAAAUCCUGAUGUCCCUGCUGAUGUAGACUUCUUGUGGAACAUUUGGUAUAACCUGGCGCUGUCAGUGGCCGACUUUGAUCGACUGCGAAAAGUACUCACUGAACUGUUGGAGAGGGAUUUUGACAGCGACGAAAGUAUCUUAAAGUUUCAAGAUAAUAGCGUUCUGCAGGAAUGUCGGGAUAUAUGGAAAGACUGGAGACAUCUCGACCUCGAAGUGAAAAGUGUUAAAGAGGAAAGAAACAACCUGAUAGAGGACAUGCUCGCUCAGUGCCGGUCUAUACUAACUCAUAUGGUAAUGGAGAUCUAUAAAGAGAAACUAGACAAUUUUGUGGAGCCUGCCGCAACAAAUCCACUCUACACGGAAAUACAACACUGGUAUAGAGAAGGUUCCACGAAUGAUGAGUCGGAGAAAACAAAUCCAACUUUGAUUCGUCCAUUUGUUCACAAGUGGAGACAGCAUUAUGGUUCGUGUGCGUUUGUGGGUUAUCCACCAUUGGAAAGGAAAGACCUCGAACAAGGUAAAUCAUGUGCAGAUGUUUGCAAGGAAAAGCUGGCAGUGUGGGUAAAAAGAUAUCAGGAGCAAAAUAAGAAUCACAAAGCAACUUUGAAGGUUACCCUGUGGACCGGCGAUGCCCUCGCUUUGUGUACGAUUGGCUUUCCUCCAGAGGUGUUAUUCGACGUUAUCGAUACAAGUAAUCUCAGCGAUCAUACUGGUUUGCUGAAUGUCCUUGUCUGCUGUGGCCCAAGGUUAAAAGUGCCAACUGCUUCUCUGUUGUUCACAUCAAGCAUGUUAUGGUGCGGCGAAUGUGACAGUAUAGAGGAGUAUUACAACAAAUGUGUUGGUGUUCCUUUCCAACUUCUCCCCACUGUUCUGGGCUUGAAACUAGCUGUUGACAUUGAAUUGGGAAGCAAAAAACUUCCGGACCACUUGGAAUCUACAGAAGAGACUCUUUGCUGGGUCAAGGCGGACCUUAAAAGGACUUUACUGACAAUAGCUAAAACCACUGAUGUUGUCCAGGCGUUACUGAGUCUCACAGAGCGUUGCUUCAACCUAACGAAAGAGGUGAUUCAUUACAUCGGCGUCACUUCACCUUCGCCUUUGACCAUGCUUCGAAUUAUUCAUCAGGCACAACAACUCUUCAAGGAAGGAGCCGCCGAGAUAUUUGACAUUCUUGAAGAUGAGCUACCAGGUGACUUUAAGAGGAGGUACGGACUAUCUUGGAAUUUGUUAAAGGCAUCGUUGGGGAGAACACCAGAGCCCAUUGUUGAAAUAAAAGUUAACAUCAAGAUUGCAGUCGUGCCUUGGUAUAAGGGAACACCAAAGCCGAUGAUUUACAUUAGGAGGGAUAGCAGCAGUGAUCAGGAAGCUCCCUUACAAUUUCUAUUCACAUGGUCCCUCGCCUCGCAGCCUUCAGAAAUUCCCAACAGCUUACGAUAUGAUGAUAAAACCCAAGUGGUGACCUUCCAUCUACGCGAAGAAGACUGGAAUGAGCUUCACUGUUCAUCCAAGAUAUGGAUAUCAUCCAGAGAAUUAACAAAGGUCAUAACUUGUGAACCAGUGAGUCUAGCAGACGAGACUGUGAAGAGUGUUCAACGGGUUGAUCCUGUGGAAACAUUUGGUUUGUUUGCAAGACAGACAUUCACCGUAAUGGAAUCCAAUGAAAAAUGCCAAGUACUCAAGGUAAUAAAAGUGGAAGAGAGCAUACAUUCUUAUUCGGCUGAACUUGAGAUACUAGACUUCGCCAUCUGCAAGGCGAAGGCAAUGAAGGUCAGCCAACCAGAUGAGUCUCCAACCGUAGUCCAAAUAGACUUCGAGGGGGCUACAGGUGACCCACUCAGCAUGUAUUUUUCAUGCUUUGUCGACAUCAACUCAUCCAAGUUCCAAAUUUCAGGCAAAGUCGGGAAAGUAUUUUGCAACAUUUCUAAGCGAAGCGAUGGAACAGUGGGAGAACUUGUAAUACGAAACUUAGCUCCAUUGCCUCUCCAUGCUAUGCAAGGGUGGAAUAGUCAACUUACUGAUAUAGGCUGUUCUACAAUGCUUGGCAAAAUGUUUCGCCCUAGGCUUGAUCUGGAAGUGAAAUUACGAAGAGAUGGUGGUCCGCCGUUUUUUGACCUCAGGGAAUCCAUUGCAGACAUUAUACAUCAUCAUGUGAAGGAGCCUGAGAUUGCCAAAGUACAUUAUGUUGACGAACGAGGAAUCAUCGAAGAACCAUAUGACUCAGCGGAGGACAUGCUUAAGAAGAAAGGUUUCGUUAUCAAAGUGGAAAAACUGUUCAAGUGGAAGAAUUUACCUUUGGCUAAGGUUUUUUUCUGUGAUUGUCAGCGGUUUGCGGACCUGAUUCGCAAGAAUCCGGGAAAUACUCAACUAUUGGCAGAAUACUUCAACCGAAUUUUCCUUCACAAAGUCAACAGACUGGUAGCUGGCCAAGAGGAGAAGGUCUUAUUCCGUAAAAUGAUGUACACAAAUGCAGCCCGAGUUCCUCAAGAUGGUGGCUAUGCUGUGUGGAAGAAUUCUUACAUAUCCCCGUUGUUUCCACGAGAAAGCAUCAAAAGUAUGGCUGGUAAGUUACCUAGUGAGAGAAUCCGACUCUCUCCUCUACUUAGUUCUGCUGAACCUGGCCAUAUGGAUGAAUCCUCUUCGUUAGAAGGCAGAUCCGUUUCUUCCGAACAUUCUGCAGGCUUCCUCGACCCAUUUCAUUAUAAUGGAUCAAGAUAUUCAAAGAGCGGGACUUUAAAAAGGUACCUUGGAUGUAAAAAUGUGCUCUAUUGUGGUAAAACUUGCCAGAGAGAGCACUGGAAGAAACACAAAACUGAAUGCAGAGGUAACAGGAAACUUUGAGGAAGUGUGCCAGUCUUCUCCGUGCAGUCCAUGAAGACGAUCAGAAACAAUUACACAGCUAAAGAGUUAUUUUACUGCCAUCACUUGAAACGGAAACAUUUAUUGCAGGAAUGAACAUCCCUUUCAUAAGU
Pocillopora verrucosa is the source of this 3296-nucleotide messenger RNA. NCBI's taxonomy places the organism in Eukaryota, Metazoa, Cnidaria, Anthozoa, Scleractinia, Pocilloporidae. The record is from RefSeq and is a predicted model, not a curated record.